Molecule: messenger RNA, 4335 nt
Organism: Rhinopithecus roxellana (golden snub-nosed monkey)
Lineage: Eukaryota; Metazoa; Chordata; Mammalia; Primates; Cercopithecidae
Gene: HS6ST2
Product: heparan sulfate 6-O-sulfotransferase 2
Exons: 3
Coding region: 267-2108 (613 amino acids)
Cellular component (GO): membrane
Molecular function (GO): heparan sulfate 6-sulfotransferase activity
Source: RefSeq, a predicted model, not a curated record
AAAAUGCCCCCGCUUCCGCUGGAGAAUGGAAAUUGGCAAAGACAGACGGAAAAGCUCCAAUUUGCGCCUUUGCUAUUUUAGGAGAGGUUGAAAUUACGAGCCAAAGUGGAGUGAUGCGCUAAGCGGAGUGACCUCCGUACUCCAAGAAAAGAGAAAACCCAGGUUCUCUGCUUGUGAAGUGGCUCGAGCUCUUAGGCGUGAGGCAUUAUUAUAUAAAUUCAAGCUCGCUCGUGAUCCUUAGUACCCUGAGUUGCCUGAAGGGGGGAAUGGCACUGCCUGCGUGUGCAGUCCGGGCGUUCGAGCCGCCGCGGCAACCGGAGCGAGGAGCGCCCGCCCGCACCACCUGUCCCCGCCAGCAUUCCAGAGUAGAGGCCGAAUUGGCAGCGAGCCGGCCAGGGUCGGUCGCCGCCUCAGUUCGCGCGGGCCCUCCUAGGGGUGUGUCUCACGGAUUCCACUCCCGGCCGCUCCUGGACAAGCCCCGAAAGGCGUCUUCUUCCCUGGCGGGAGCCGCGUGCGCCCCACUUUUCGCGCUGCUGUCCCGGGGCCGCCGCAGGCGGAUGCACGUCCUCAGGCGACGCUGGGACCUGGGCUCCCUCUGCCGGGUCCUGCUCACUCGGGGCCUGGCCGCCCUGGGCCACUCGCUGAAGCACGUGCUCGGUGCGAUCUUCUCCAAGAUUUUCGGCCCCCUGGCCAGCGUCGGGAACAUGGAUGAGAAAUCCAACAAGCUGCUGCUAGCUUUGGUGAUGCUCUUCCUAUUUGCCGUGAUCGUCCUCCAAUACGUGUGCCCCGGCACAGAAUGCCAGCUCCUCCGCCUGCAGGCGUUCAGCUCCCCGGUGCCGGACCCGUACCGCUCGGAGGAUGAGAGCUCCGCCAGGUUCGUGCCCCGCUACAAUUUCACCCGCGGCGACCUCCAGCGCAAGGUAGACUUCGACAUCAAAGGCGAUGACCUGAUCGUGUUCCUGCACAUCCAGAAGACCGGGGGCACCACUUUCGGCCGCCACUUGGUGCGCAACAUCCAGCUGGAGCAGCCGUGCGAGUGCCGCGUGGGUCAGAAGAAAUGCACUUGCCACCGACCGGGUAAGCGGGAGACCUGGCUCUUCUCCAGGUUCUCCACGGGCUGGAGCUGCGGGUUGCACGCCGACUGGACUGAGCUCACCAGCUGUGUGCCCUCCGUGGUGGACGGCAAGCGCGACGCCAGGCUGAGACCAUCCAGGAACUUCCACUACAUCACCAUCCUCCGAGACCCAGUGUCCCGGUACUUGAGUGAGUGGAGGCAUGUCCAGCGAGGGGCAACAUGGAAAGCAUCCCUUCAUGUCUGCGAUGGAAGGCCUCCAACCUCCGAAGAGCUGCCUAGCUGCUACACUGGCGAUGACUGGUCUGGCUGCCCCCUCAAAGAGUUUAUGGACUGUCCCUAUAAUCUAGCCAACAACCGCCAGGUGCGCAUGCUCUCUGACCUGACCCUGGUUGGCUGCUACAACCUCUCUGUCAUGCCUGAAAAGCAAAGAAACAAGGUCCUUCUGGAAAGUGCCAAAUCAAAUCUGAAGCACAUGGCGUUCUUUGGCCUCACUGAGUUUCAGCGGAAGACCCAGUAUCUGUUUGAGAAAACCUUCAACAUGAACUUUAUUUCGCCAUUUACCCAGUAUAAUACCACUAGGGCCUCUAGUGUAGAGAUCAAUGAGGAAAUUCAAAAGCGUAUUGAGGGACUGAAUUUUCUGGAUAUGGAAUUGUACAGCUAUGCCAAAGACCUCUUUUUGCAGAGGUAUCAGUUUAUGAGGCAGAAAGAGCAUCAGGAGGCCAGGCGAAAGCGUCAGGAACAACGAAAAUUUCUGAAGGGAAGGCUCCUUCAGACCCAUUUUCAGAGCCAGGGCCAGGGCCAGAGCCAGAAUCCGAAUCAGAAUCAGAGUCAGAACCCAAAUCCGAAUGCCAAUCAGAACCUGACUCAGAAUCUGACACAGAAUCUGAUGCAGAAUCUGAUGCAGAAUCUGACUCAGAGUUUGAGCCAGAAGGAGAACCGGGAAAGCCUGAAGCAGAACUCAGGCAAGGAGCAGAACGAUAACACCAGCAAUGGCACCAACGACUACAUAGGCAGUGUAGAGAAAUGGCGUUAAAUGGCUCAAAAAGGCCUGCACAUACUUCUCCCAAAGCGCCACUGAAAAGAUGGCAUAGUUUAAAAGAUGAAAGUGUCCAAACACAUCCUGCUUCGUUCACUGGGGAAGUUAAAAAAAAAAAAAGUUUAGAUGUUGCCUUUACAGUUGCCUUUCAAUUCAGUGUUAUACUGUGUGUGGGUAAAACAAAUCUCAAUAUGGAAUUAAAUUGUCUUUUUGGGGUUGGACUAUUUAUGAAAUCCGAAAGCCAAACCAGACUCACCAGAAAUUGCUGUUUAGAUAUUUUAAGAAGUUCUUGAAUUAGUCAUGGAGACAAAAUGAAAACAUAAAAUGUGACCAUUUAACUUAUGGCUAAGAAAUGGACUUUGAAUUAUUCAUGAUACACUGUUAAAACCCAGUCUUGGAUUCAAACGUUUUUUCCAGGGGUGAGAAUAAGUAUAAACAUAAAGCGACUAAAAUGAAAUAUAAAACCUUUUAUUUUCUUCUGAUUUUAACAAGGAAUCUAUUUAAAUAGAAUAACAACUGAUGGUGAAUCUUACCAAGCUGUAGAAAAUAAAAAAUUCCUCUCCAAACAUGAGUAGUUUUAUGUCAAAAUAUUGGCUUUUCAAGAACAGGACUCAUAUCUUGAUAUUUAAGAGACGUUUAAAAUUUAAAACUUUUUCUACCUUCUACUGUUGAAAGGUUUUAAACAGGGUGUAUCUCACAUUAAACAAAACACCUUUUUUUUUUUUUUUUUUUUUCAAAAUGAAAUACCAAUGUAAAGAUCUAAUUUCCAGGCGCUUUCAGGGCACUGUAAUUUCAACAAUACUGGAAUCAUUUUGGCGCUGCUUCCCAUUCAUUUUAAGGCUUCUCUGAAUUGUGCUCAUUCCAAAUUAACCCAUGUAUAGAAUCUUUUUUCAUCAUCUAAAUGGUGUGUUGCUGAGUUUGUUGUGGUAUAUAAUCCUGGAUUAAAGUCAGGACUUUCUUUCUAUAGAAUUAUUUUAUCAGUAUUCGUGUAGUGAGGUCCUAAUCAAGAAACUUGAACAGGAUAAUGUGUCUAAAAAUAUUGCCGAAGUUAUUCUUGAUCAGAUAGAAUUUAACCUAAAAUGUGAACUCUUACUUACUUUUUCUACAUCUCUACUGUAAUGUUUCCAGUUGGGCCAACUAUUUCUAGCCCUUUAGUUCUUUUUCGUGUUGACGGAUUUGUAGACAAUUACAAAAGCCAAAAAAGGAUAAAAUAAGCAUUAGGAAGGCUAGCCAGAGUUAUUCAAUAGCACCUUGAUAAUGUGGGCAAACCCUUCUACGAAAUUUUUGUUUUGAAAAGAGCAAAAGUAAAAAGUGUUCUGUAGUGAGGUUACAUAUCAGGAACAUAUUAGUUGAACAGAGUGAUUUGGUAGUGUAAGUCGAUGCAAAAAUACUUCUAUGGUAUCAAUUACAAACGGACCAAGAUAAAAAGAAGUAUGUGACCCACUGUGCUGUCAAGCAUCACGAUUCCUGGCAGUUUUCAUUUUACUAUGGAUUUUGCUAUACUUAUGCAAUGACUUAUACUAACCUCCUGGCUGUAAAUCAAACAAGGUGACUGAAAGUGGCAUUUAUGUUUUCAGAAGGGACACGCUUAGAAGUGUGACCAUGAAGUUAUAUCUUUUACAGUCUGCUCAUGUGUUUCAUCUGUAGUAAUAUAGCCACAAACUGGACAAGAAGCUGGGUAUUUGGGUUUAAAAUGGAUUUUCUUGACUCUGAGCUUCUAUCGCUAUUUCUAGCUUUUGUUUUGUCUGACAGUAUUGCAAUCCUGAAAAUCCUGAGAGCUAAAAAACUGAAAGGAAUUUUUUAAAAACCACACUUUGAAGUCACAGUGUUUUAGAGUAAAACUAUUUUGUGUACAAUUGUGUUUUUAAAAUAGUUAGUAGAUCACUAUGAUAUUUCAAUUUUCUUUAGUUUUAAUUGAAAAUGUUUGCUUUUAAAACUGAUAGGUACUGUUGGAAAGCAGGAUGAAGCCUGAGCCAGUGGAAGAGCUUACAGAAAAAACAUUUUGUGUUAUUGCUGUGGUGUGCAUGAUUUGCAAAGAUUAAGUGCAUUUUCUCCGUCUAUACUGAUUAUUGUAUAUAGAGGAUGUUAUAAAUAUACACUUUUGCCAUUAUGUAAAUCCCAUGAUUUCAACUGUAAACAUCUGUCCAUUGGUGUAGCUUUACAAACCAUUCACUGAUUUUGUGUAAUUUAACAAUAGAUAUGAAAUAAAGUUUAAAUUACAGGC